Anthostomella pinea is the source of this 1539-nucleotide messenger RNA. The record is from the annotation of a GenBank genome assembly. NCBI's taxonomy places the organism in Eukaryota, Fungi, Ascomycota, Sordariomycetes, Xylariales, Xylariaceae.
AUGGCAGAGGUAUUCUCUUCGUCGAGUUCCACGCCAGCAUCGCGUUCGUCGAGUCCGCCCAACGAAUCGAGUUGGUUGGUACCGAAGCCACAGAUCGACCAGACCGACCAGGCUCGAGAGAGUGGUCCACGAUAUCGGCAAUGGCUCUCCGAGAUCUGGCUCCUGACCAAGGCCGCCAUACCUGUGAUAUUGGCAUACACUCUUCAGAAUAGCCUGCAGACCAUAUCGGUAUUGAUCGUAGGGCGCCUAUCACCAGAGGCAUUGGCAACGGCGGCAUUCUCAUACAUGUUUGCCAUGGCCACGGGAUGGCUUGUUGCACUGGGCGGGACCACAGCACUUGACACGCUCGCAUCGACCAGCUUUACCGGGUCGCAGGACAAACACGAUCUGGGUGUUCUGUUGCAACGUGGCAUCGUGGUCUUGACCGUCUUCUAUGCUGUUAUUGCUGUCGUCUGGGGGUUUUCCGAACCUCUUUUCCGAGCGCUAGGACAGGAAGACUUCAUAUGUGUGCAAAGCUCCAGAUUCCUCUGCAUCUUGAUCCCGGGAGGUCUGGGAUAUGUGUGGUUCGAAUGCAUGAAGAAGUACUUGCAGGCGCAGGAGAUUUACCGACCGGGCACGUACGUCCUGCUCAUCACGUCGCCACUCAACGCUCUUCUGAACUGGUUGCUCAUCCACAAGGUUGGGAUUGGCUUGUAUGGGGCGCCCAUUGCCACAGGCAUUUCCUACUGGGUUUCCUUCCUCCUUCUCGUGGCCUACGCAAAAUUCGUCCGUGGUCAUGAGUGCUGGGGAGGCCUCGCCCCUCGUCGUGCCGUGGCGCACCUCUGGCCUUUCACUCGGCUCGCGCUGCUCGGCUUCGUCCAUGUUGGCACAGAAUGGUGGGCGUUUGAGAUUGUGGCUCUAGCCGCUGGUCGACUUGGCACGAUUCCUCUCGCGGCGCAAUCGGUCAUCAUGACGGCAGAUCAAAUCAUCAAUACUAUCCCCUUUGGACUGGGUGUGGCUGCUUCAGCUCGCAUAGGGAACCUUCUUGGGGCGCAGAAGCCGCGAGAAGCAGCGCGCGCGGCCCACUGCGCGGCUGUUCUGUCUGCUGUUCUUGGGGCCGUCGUUUUGACGAUUCUGAUCAGCACAAAAGACGUGUUUGGGCGCAUCUUCAACGAUGACGAGCGCGUUGUCCGGCUGGUGGGCGAGGUGAUACCGUUUGUGGCACUGUUCCAGAUAGCAGACGGCCUCAACGGUAGCUGUGGUGGAGUGUUGAGAGGCAUGGGAAGACAGUGGGUAGGCGCGCUGGUGAACCUCGUGAGCUACUACGGCGGAGCGCUGCCGAUGGGGAUUUACCUUGCGUUCCAUGGCUGGGGAUUAAAGGGGCUGUGGUUUGGCAACUGUGUGGCUCUAUACCUAGUAGGGAUUUUGGAGUGGAUUAUUGUUGGUCUAAGCAGAUGGGAUAAAGAGACGAAGAGGGCUCUGGAUAGACUGCAUGCCGGUGGUAUGGGCGGACCAGAUGAUGUUGGCGUGGGGGAGAUCUCAGCUCGAGGUCAAGUGUAG